This is a messenger RNA of Paramecium pentaurelia, 799 nucleotides long. The record is from the annotation of a GenBank genome assembly. Lineage: Eukaryota; Ciliophora; Oligohymenophorea; Peniculida; Parameciidae.
UAUGGCAUAAAGAGAGAGUUCUGAUAUUAUGAUAAAGUCCAAGUCUUCAUAGGAUCAAAUAGCAGAAUAUUUGGUGAAGGCUGUUUUGCUUUUAAGAGAUAGAGAGAAUUAGAGUGAGUCAGUCAGACUUUUUGGGUGUGGAAAAGCUAUUCCAAAUGUAAUUUUGGUUGCUGAAAUAAUUAGAGCAAGAUUUAAGGUAAUAAAAUAAUAAAUGGUAGGGAUUGAGUUCAAUUACAACAUUGGAGAAUUUAGAGCAGUAAAUUGAAGAGAAUGGAGUAAAAUCAAAAAUUUAUAUCUCUGCAAUUAGAAUUAAAUUGACGUACUUAAUUUUUAUAUUUUAGAUGCAAUCCAAGUUAAGAAGAAUUGUAAUAGCCUGGAUAUUAAGCACCAGGAGAUGUGAAAGAUGACAAAAAAUUUGAACUAUUUUAAUAUGUCAUGAUCUAUACAAAGAAUUUAUUUUUUUUAAGAGGAGAAAAUAGAUAAAGACAGUAUAAAAAUUAGAGCUAAUAAAAUGAGAAAGUUGGUCAAUCCUAUGAAGGAAGGGGAGAAUUGAAGAGUAGAGGAAAUGCUUAAGUAUAAAGAAGAAAACCUGAUUAACCAGAAUAUAAUGUAUUAUGAUUUUGAUUUUAAUAGGAGAAUUAAAAAAGAGAUCAAUAAAAAAUAACGAGGCCAAAACCACAAUAUAAUUAGUCUAAUUCAAAUUUCUAAUAAAAGAAUAGUGGUGAAAUCAGAAAUAAGUAAGUUGAAAUCAGAACUAAGUAAGGUGAAAUUAGAACAAGAGGAGGUAACAGAAAGUGAU